AUGGCCUUCCAAUCAACCCCCAACCCCCUUCCGCCAACAAUAAUCCACCCCUCAGAAUCUAAAACCCACCGCAUCUCCCCCUCCGCCGCCCACGAAUUCCUAACCGCCUACCUAAACCGCGCAACCACAGAUCCCAGCCUCCAACCAAACUCCAUCCUAACCGCCCACGGCCCCACAUCCGCCUGCACAGGCUCAGCGCCCAAUCUGAUCAUACACAAUCUCAAGCGUGUGCAGGCGGGAUUGGCAGGGGAGGUGUUGGGGAGGGAUUUAACAUUUGCGAAGCCGGAGGAUGGGGGGCCAGUUUUGUCAAUGUCGGAGAUGAUGGAGGGGGAUGGGGAGGACUGGAGUGGGAAGGGGAAGGUGGUGAAUGAUGGGUGGCAGGAUUUGGAAAGUUGGGAGAGGGAGCAGGAGGUUGUGGAUGCUGGAGAUGGGGAUGGGGAUGGGGAUGGGGAUGUUGAGGAGGGGGAUCGGGUGCCAGUGGGGAUGCGGAUGGAUGUUGAUGCGGGUGAUGGGGUGGUGGGAGGUGGGGAGGUUGGGAUUGAUAAGGAGGAGCGGAAGAGGAGGAAAAAGGAGAGGCGGAAGGCGGAGAAGAAGGUCAAGUCUAAGACUGCGGCUGCGACAUGA
Messenger RNA from Paracoccidioides lutzii Pb01, 624 nucleotides. RefSeq lists its product as hypothetical. The transcript has a single exon. The coding region runs from base 1 to 624 and encodes 207 amino acids. The record is from RefSeq and is a predicted model, not a curated record.